ACCGUGGCCAGAACCAAUCCCGUCGCGUUCAAGGUUUGCGCAUCUCUUACUUGAGGAUCUCUAGCCAAUCACGAAAAACGGGGCCGUGACAUCUCUCAGGCUUCUCUCUGUUUAUACUGUGCUUCGCUCUUGUGCCAGUUGUGCCAGCUCGUGCUUCGCUCGUGUUUCAUAACCCCAAUUUUUCGGCGACUGUAGUGUGUUCAGGACUGAAAUUCUAAAAGAAAUUUCGUGAAAUCGUAGUUAAUCGUUGCUGGCUGCGUUUCAUCGUUAUUUUCUUUUACGUCAGAGACGCCCUCGAAACGACAAAUCGAUGUGAAAUUGCGGGACGCAACGUAACCUGCACGAGCCGAUGAUUGAUGUUUGAGCAAUUGGGCAACGUGUCUGUAAGGUUCGUUUCUAGAUGCACACGUGUUAAAACAUUUGGAGGAACAAACCGUUUUUGAGGAAUAUUGCUUCGGCUUAUAAGUAUGUUCGCUCAUAUUCGAAAGAGGCUAGUAUUUAAUACAGUAGUCAAGUAUGGCAAACAGAAGAGAUACAGCACGUCAGCUGUUAGCGAGGUCAGGAGCAAAGCCGAAGAAUCGGCGGAGCCGAUGUAUCCGCCUAUUGAAGACCUAAGCUGGAAAACCAAGUGGAGGAGAAAGAGAGCGUCUUGGCAUGACAAGAUCAAGGGCCUGGAAACCGUGGAAGAGAAGCUAUUCGAGUUCAACAUGCCACGUUAUUAUGGCUGGACAGCGCUGAUGCUAAAUGAACAUGUUAUACCAUACGACGCUUUGUCGCACGCACAGUAUUGUACGAGGACACACGUCGUCAAGGAAUCCGGUCUUCCGGCGUAUUACAAUAAUAUAAUUUCCAGCGAGCAAUUGGAUAGAAUGGUACAAGCGAUCAAGAGUGACGUAGAGGAUAAUAUAAUUUUUGAAUAUUGCAUGAGAAGAAGGGAACAUGAAAUGAAACCGGACAAAUUUCCAUUGGACGAACACAUUAAGGCUUUCGACAGAAAAAUAAACAUGGAAGAAAUUAUAUCUAAAGCGUUGGUUCACAGAAUUAAUAGAACAAUGCUAAUACAUCUUGCCCCGGAAAAUCAGCACUUGUUGCACACUGAAGUUGACUACGAGCCAAGAUUGGAAGCAUCUUGGUUUAUGGGUGGUAUAGAUCCCCCUGAGUAUAGAAGGAGAUUCAGAAAGUCCCGUGACUUUCUAAAGGAACAUGUUGACGAGCCCAUAGAUUUGCCUGUUUAUUAUACUGGUCAGCCUGUCAUGCACCUAAGGUAUAGGCAUCCUCUGAGAGAAAUCAUUCCCUUGAGCGAUUGUGAAAAUCCAGAUUUAGACGUACCUACAUUCAAAAUGGACCCCGAAGUAUUGACUUAUACUUUGGACAGAAAACAUUUAACUAAUAUACCCGGAUUUUGGCCUGGCGAUGAAAAUGAAUUUGGACUUUUGUCGUAUCACAAUUGCACAUACUUGCAAACAAGGCCAGAAACAUAUAAUGACACUUCUACUGCACUCACGGUACAGGCUAUAUUAGCAUCUUACAGCUGGCUAUUAUCGCAAGCCUGUUAUCAAGGUUUCUCUACUUUUAACGAUAUUACGUAUCCAUUAACCACGCAAACGGUUAUAACAAAUGGACAAUGGUGGUCAUUUUUUGUUUACCAACUCAAUACCACUUUAGUGCAUUCGCGGUACGCGGAUGAAAAUCCGAAGCGCAACAUAUGUUGGACAACAGAGCCGAUAAAAUUAUUUGAUAAAAUAGAAGGCGAGAAAGUUCACGGUUUAAAUGAAGAAGUUCUGAAAACUUUAAUUAAGUUUUACAUGAAUAUUCCCGAGGAAAGGGUAGGCGUAAACUUGAAACCGUAUUUAGGGGAAUCCGUGAAAGUAAUAGCCGACAUAGAACAUGAUGAAAGAAGAAAUUGGCUCGAAAAACAGUAUAAGCAUCUCGUAAACAACAGGCCGAGGCAUAGACUGGUACCGGAAAUAUACGAUUGGCAAAGAAUCUAUCUUAUUAAAUUUAAAACUCGUCCGAUAGAUAAGAAACGAGAACCUUGGCAAUUCGGCAUUAAUAUGUUCAAACGUAGAUUAGACGAUCAUAAACCACCCUAUAUACCGAGACGUUUACGAGAGAAUCCCAAAAAGAGAAAAAUAGGACGAUGGGCGAGAAUGUACUACCCAUAAUUAGAAAUACAUAUAAUUAUCAUGCCGAGUAUACAAAUACAUCAAUUGUGAAAAACAAUUGUUGAUUGUAUUAUAAUAUCUAUGUAUAAUUUUGAUUAACAAACAAUCCAGUUUUCUUUGUCAAAA
Vollenhovia emeryi is the source of this 2291-nucleotide messenger RNA. RefSeq names its product 28S ribosomal protein S30, mitochondrial (gene mRpS30). Gene Ontology annotation, molecular function: structural constituent of ribosome. The coding region runs from base 468 to 2165 and encodes 565 amino acids. Gene Ontology annotation, cellular component: mitochondrion; mitochondrial large ribosomal subunit; ribosome. The record is from RefSeq and is a predicted model, not a curated record. NCBI's taxonomy places the organism in Eukaryota, Metazoa, Arthropoda, Insecta, Hymenoptera, Formicidae. Gene Ontology annotation, biological process: translation. The transcript has 5 exons.